Messenger RNA from Pyrenophora tritici-repentis Pt-1C-BFP, 1734 nucleotides. RefSeq names its product CaiB, acyl-CoA transferase-carnitine dehydratase. Gene Ontology annotation, molecular function: catalytic activity. Lineage: Eukaryota; Fungi; Ascomycota; Dothideomycetes; Pleosporales; Pleosporaceae. The record is from RefSeq and is a predicted model, not a curated record.
AUGACACGCCUUCUAGGAGCUGAAGAAGAGGACAGCCCCGGAGCUAGGGAGGCGAACAACUUGCUAACAGGCACGAGAAUAGCCCUGAAAAAACUACUCGCCAAGGCCAAGGACAAUUUGCCCGAGGAAUCACUUGCUCACAUCGCAAAUGUCAACUUCACAACUGCCAAUACUGGGAGCCCCUACUUCCCCAGUCCUCUGAAACAGACCGAAGCCAUUUCAGCUCUCAAAGCGGUGGAAGCAGGUGUUGCAUCUGCAAUUGCUGAUCUUCAAGAUGGCCAAAGAUCACGCAAUAUUUCGGUGGAUCUAGAAAGAGCAACAGCGUUCCUGUUCUCAACAUAUCUGGCCACCGUGGGAGGAUUCGACAAGUCCAAUCCAAAGGCCAAGACAUUGCUGAAAGAUACCGACCUUCUUCAAGCACAAUCUGUCCUGUACCGUAGGCUGUCUGCGAACCUCUACCAAACGAAAAACCCAGGAGAGUAUUUUCAUCUUCAUGGCUCCCUAGAGGCUACAAAAGCACUCAACAUGAUUGGCCUAGAGGGGUCCAGACCAGACCUGACUGAUUAUCACGAAUGUAUUAGAGUCAUCGAAGAUCAUGUGAAGCAAUUCACUGCCGAUGAGCUUGAAGAGAUGAACGCAAAGAUCAAGCAAGCAGGUGUGACCUGCCUGAAGUGGGAAGAUUUCCAGGCUACGUUGCAUGGCAAAAUGCUCAUCCAGCAACCGCCUUGGAAGGUAGAGGUCCUUGAGACCGAAACCCCAGCAACGCCUUUCCCUUCUCAAUCAUCAUCUGCACCAAAACCACAGAUCCUCGCUGGAAUCCGUGUGCUUGAACUUUGCCGCAUCAUUGCGGGCCCAGCGAUGGGCCGUGGUCUGGCUGAGUAUGGUGCAGAGGUCCUCAAGGUGACAUCGCCAAACCUUUCCGAUGUACCUUUCUUCCAAGUCGAUGCCAACAUCGGCAAGCAUACUACCGAUUUAAAUCUGAAAGAAUCGAGAGAUCGCGAGGUUUUUGAAGAACUGCUGCAGUCUGCAGACGUUGUCCUUGAUGGCUAUCGGCCCGGUAGCCUAGAACGCCUCGGAUAUGGACCUCAACAGCUUCUUGAUAUUGCAAGAAGACGCAACAGAGGCUUAGUAUACGUCGCCGAAAACUGCUUCGGACAUGCUGGACCAUGGUCUUCCCGUCCAGGGUGGCAACAAAUUGCAGACUGUGUGACUGGGGUAGCCUGGGCCCAGGGUGAAGCAAUGGGGAUGGACUCCCCAGAACCGGUUGUGCCACCCUUCCCGAUGAGCGACUACGGCACUGGAUGUAUGGGUACCAUCGCUGCGCUCGUUGGCCUACACAAGCGAGCAAAGCUGGGCGGAAGCUAUCUAGGGACCACAUCUCUGUGUCAAUACGACAUCUACCUGCUUCAAUUGGGACUCUACAAUGAGUCCAUGAUGGCGGAGCUGAGAGAGGAGCAUGACGAGGCCUUCUUUGCAUUACGACAUCACGAUUCAGUGGACGAAGUUGGCAAACGAGCACUAAAGACAAUGAGAAGAACGCAUCCGGAACUAUUCGAGGAUCGCCACAUGCAGGAGUGUUUUAGCAGGGGGUUUAAUGCGAAAGUUAGGACCAUAAGGCCAGUAGUCAGCAUUGAUGGCUACUGGAAUGGCUUUUUGCGCAGCUCACGACCUAACGGAUUCGACAAACCUACUUGGAAGGACUGGGAGGUAGAUGAGGAUCUAUUGAAAACAUAA